UGGGCCGAACUCUCAGGGCCUGCUCGGUAAUCCUACUCCUGCAGGCACACCAUCUCUGUCCCCCCACUCCAAUCCUUCAAUUACAGGCGCCUGGGGGAGGAGGAGGAGCGAACGCUGCUUCUCCUCCUCUCCUCCCCUGCCCCCCACAACAACCUCCAACCCGCAGUCUCCGCGGCUGCGCAGCCUCAAUCCCUGCGGCGCCAGCUCUGCGGUGCUCCGCAGGGUCCUGUUGGGGGAGGUGGGCGGCACGCUCUCCGUUUCACCAGGAUCACCAGGGCUGCUGAGACGUGACCCUUCCUCACCGCCCAGCGUCUCCGCCAUCGCUGAGGUCGCAGUUUCUCCCAAACGUAACCGAACAGCUCAGGGCCUUGUACUGAACUGACUGGAGUUCACUGAGGGGCUGUACAGGGAUCCUCCCGUGUCUGCUACCCGGGAGCAGAGCUUACAGUCCUCAGGUGCCCAGUCCUGUGCCUGGGGGACCCCACAGGACGCUGCAGCAGGAAGAGGGGGAGCCUGUUGAGAAGCCCCACUUCCUGGGGAGAUGCAAAGCCUCAGCCCUGAGCAGACGCGGGCGCUGCUGAAGCCCGAGAUGUUGACCAUGCUGUUGCCUCGGGACAGCAGGGCCUGGGAGAAGCCAACCCGCUCCGCCUUCACCGACGACUGGGAGGCUGUGGAGGUCGGGGCUGCCGGCCGCGACAGUGAGGAGAAAGAUCCAUCUCCUCAAGAGACUGGGCUUUCUCAAGAAUGGAGCUCAGUGGAGGAAGAUGACGAGUCAGAGGACUCCCAGGGCUUUGUGGAGUGGUCAAAAGCUCCACAACAAACGACCAUAGUCUUGGUAGUGUGUGUGCUGUUUUUGUUUUUGGUUUUAACGGGCAUGCCUAUGAUGUUUCACAUUUAGCUUUAAUAGUAGCUAUGUUUUGAGUAUUGACCCUGUGCCAUGCUAAGGACACGUCCUGGCUAAAACUCAAGAAUGGGUAUUGAAUGUUUUCAAAUGCCUUUCCAACAUCCAUUGAGAUGGUUUCUUUUUUUUAUUUAUUUAACUUUUUAGUAUUUAUUGUAUUCAUUCAAAUGAAGACAUCAUUGAUUGUAAAACAUAUUUUGUAUUUUAUUUUGUAUGCUGCCAAGAAAGAAAAAUGUUAAUUAAUUGUAAGAUACCACAAGUUGAAAGAUACUUUCUAAUUUCAGAGAAAGUGAAAAAAAAGUACAAUUUAUGAUCAAUGAAAUCUGGUAGAUUUCUGCAUAUCACAUCACACCCAUAUUCUCAGGAUUGACUUUUCUUUCUUGAUAUCUUACAUAGGAUUUUUGUCUCUAUGUUCAUAUGUGAGAUUGGUGCUAUCUUUGUGAAGUCUUGGUAUCAUGGCUAAGCCUACAUUGGAGAAAGAUUUGAAUUUAACUUUUACCUUUUUCUGUGCUUUCAACUAGUUUUUGUAGCUUGACAAUGAUCAAGUCCUUGGCAGGUGGAAAGAAUAUGCCAGUAAUGAGGUGCAAGAUCCAUGAAAGGGAAGUUUCAGCUAAUUUCUAGACAGUGUUCUGACCCAUGUUAUAACCCAUGUUAUUAAUUAUAACAUAUAGUUAUUACUAUAGCUAACUGUGUUAUGUUCUCAAUUCUUUUUUUUUUUACUUCUUAGAUUUAUUUGGAUAAUUGAAGAUGGCCUUUUAUCACUUAGAGAGUUCUUCAUUAUAUCUUUUAGUGUUAUUAAUUUAAUUACUCAUACAUAUUAAAAUUAAAAUAUAUUUUCUUUAUUUUAUCUCUAUUUUCCUUUCAACUUGUUUGUGAUUCACUCAUCCCUUGACUUAUAGUUUUAUCUGGUUUAUUGUUGGUUUUGAAAGAGCCAGUGUUAGGACAUGUUUAUAUCCAUUAUAUCUUUUACUUGACAUUUGUUUCUCUUUUAUAUAUUGCUUAUUUCUUAUUACUUUUAUUUCCUGUCUCCAUGUUUAAGAUGGAUACUUGAUUUGUCUUCUUUAUAUUAGCAAUACUUGAUAAUAUAUUUGUAUUAGCAUACUUGAUAAUAUAAAUGUCCUUUUGGAUAUAUCCUUGGCCAUAUCUUAAUCUGUAAUAAUUUAUAUUCAUGUUUGUUGUUUAUUUAUUUUUUUUGUAGCAUUUCUUCUACAGAAUGCCUCAGAGCCUAGUGAUUUUAUUUGUUUCUUUUUCUGGUUAAGAAUAAUCUAUUUCAUGUUUUACUGCAUUGUGAAUGUGGCCUAUAAUACAUCUGCUUUCAAAACAACCUGGAAAGCUUUCAUUGUGGUGAAGAACUGUCCACUUUUCAUAGCUGUGUCCUGGUCAUUUACGAUGAACUUGCAUAUGUAUUCUUUGUAGAAAUCAAAACUCCGUAUGUCUGAGAACUCAGUUUCAUUCAUUACACUGCUCAGUGUCAUGUGCUGUUCAACUUCAGCCUACUGCAUCUGUCAAAAACUAAUAUGAUUAUGUAAAAAAAUCUGUCGGUAUGAUUUACCAAUGUAUUUUUUAUAUUUGUAUUGUGUAUCCAAUAGUUGUAUUAUUCAAUGCUGAAUUGUUACAACUUGCCAAUUUUAUGACAUAUGUAAACCACCAAGCACAGUUCCAGGUAUACAGUAAGCACUCAAUAAACAUUAGUUAAAACCUGA
Messenger RNA from Jaculus jaculus (lesser Egyptian jerboa), 2604 nucleotides. RefSeq names its product small integral membrane protein 17 (gene Smim17). The coding region runs from base 542 to 898 and encodes 118 amino acids. The transcript is spliced from 6 exons. The record is from RefSeq and is a predicted model, not a curated record. Lineage: Eukaryota; Metazoa; Chordata; Mammalia; Rodentia; Dipodidae.